AUGUCUCAAUCGGCGUCACCCUAUGUCGCACAGUCACCUUACCAUUCAACUCCGACCAUGAUGCACGCGGCGCUUAACCCCGAUACACCACCCCCACCACCACCCAAGCCUAGCAGCCACGAAGCAAGCCGAGGGGGCACCCCCCAGCAAUCCACUCCCUCUGGCUACCGACCAGACACCCACAUGAACAGCGCACAUCAGUCGCCAUAUCCUCAGGCUGUACCUCUGCCUUCGCCGCCCACAUUUGAGGAAGGGUGGCUUCCAGAGGCACUGAAGGACAAAUCAACCGUCGAUCUUCAAACCAUCCUUAAGGACCCAAGCCUGAUCUCCGCACUAUCCAGCCACCACCCCUCCCACACGGCUCGACAACAAAACCUCGAAUCGCUUCUUCACGUAAACAAGGAGCUCGCAGCGCGUGUUCUCGAAAUGCAGAAUCACGUCACAGAGCUUCGAGCCUCUACAGAAACAAUGCUACUCCAACACCAAUCAUUGGAGGUCUCAUGGCGCAAAAAGCAAACAGAAAUGGAUACCGCAUUGGCUCCGUGGUCACCGAAAGCAUUGUACCAGCGACUAAGUGCAGCGAUUGCGGAGCAAGAGGCAGUCUGCCAGGCUGUGGAGGAGAGCUUCUUGGAAGAGGAGCAUCAUGGAAGAGCUACAGAGAAGGAGAUCACAGACUGGGUGCGUCGCGUAAGAGCGGAGGCUUCAAAAUUAGCGUCCAGGAAAGAGGCAAAAGCUCGCUGGGACGAAGGCCGAGUUGGAGGCUGGCGCUAA
Molecule: messenger RNA, 771 nt
Organism: Penicillium angulare
Lineage: Eukaryota; Fungi; Ascomycota; Eurotiomycetes; Eurotiales; Aspergillaceae
Product: vacuolar protein sorting family 37 protein
Exons: 2
Coding region: 1-771 (256 amino acids)
Biological process (GO): protein targeting to vacuole; ubiquitin-dependent protein catabolic process via the multivesicular body sorting pathway; protein targeting to membrane
Cellular component (GO): ESCRT I complex
Source: RefSeq, a predicted model, not a curated record